Molecule: messenger RNA, 2047 nt
Organism: Parasteatoda tepidariorum (common house spider)
Lineage: Eukaryota; Metazoa; Arthropoda; Arachnida; Araneae; Theridiidae
Product: receptor expression-enhancing protein 5
Source: RefSeq, a predicted model, not a curated record
AUUACUAAGAAACGAAUUUAUCCCAUAUACUAAACGAAAGCAAAACCUUUGUAACCUAACACCUGCUUAUUUUGUGUUCUCUUAAUAUAAGUCAAGCAUCUUAAAGAAGUCAAAUUCUAUUCUAAAAGUUCUUUCUUCAUAAGUUGACCUAUAAAAAAUUUAUUUAGAAGGUUUCUAUGUUAUUUGUCACAUAUUAGAAUUUCAUCGAAUAGAUAAAAUAGUAUUAAGUGCAAUUCAUGUUUUUAUAUUGGAUGUCAUAAUUUUAAAUUUUAUUUUUCCUUUCUCGACUUGGGGUUUUUCAAAUCAUUUUGUGAAAAAUCGUCCUAGGAAAAAAUUUUAGGCAUUGUUUUGAAGGAAAAUAAACUUUACAAUGGAAAAAAUAAGUAAUGAAAUUAUACGACUCUUUGCUUGAACGUGAUGGUCUUUGAUGUACAAAAAAUUUACGAAAAUAUUGAUAAGCUGUUGCUGCGUAUUUGAAACUAAAAUUUAUUACAAUUUGAAAACGUAUUACUUGUUUAAAAACUUCAUUCGCUUCAAAAACAUAUAAAUCGGAAAUAACUGAUGACUAUUUUCUCAUUCAAUUAUUAUGUAUGUUAUUCUUAUAGAUGUAUUUCUAAUUCGUUUUAUUUUUCAAAUCACUUUUGUUUCUUCUCUUUCACGUCGGGCAAGUCUUGUUGUUGUGGCUUAUCCUCCAAUGCCUGACGAAGUCAGACAAGGUCCAUCAGACCGUUGACCCAAAGGAAAUCGAGAACCAGAAGAGGCGAUAAGUAUAUGUUCUUUCUGGAAAGUCCCAAACAGUCCAGGGUUUGUUCGAUAGAAGCCUGCUCAGUUUGAUAUUUGGAACAGACCUCGAAGAUUCUCCUGCCUUCGAAAAACGAGAGACUUUUUGGGCAAGUCUUAAAAAUGGGCACCUGUUUUUGAGCGCUUGAAAAAAGUCGACUUAUUUCUGAUUUGAAUGUUUUUGAAGCCGAAUAUAGUUUUCUAACAAAAAAAUUUUUGGGAUUAAAAAAUUUUUUUUUUAAAUAUUAUAGCGUGUUUCAGAAACACCACCUAAUAUACAACAUCAAUGAAAUAGCUACAAUAAAAAAAAAACCGGUGUUAAAGUAAGUGCCCUCUGUUAUUUGAUUAUUAUUAUGUGAACCUUACAAAAAUUUUCUAAAUUUUAUUUUAUUUUUUAAAUGAGCAUCAGCAUGCUUGAUUUUUAAACUUACCAGAAUCAGUGAUGUUUUACUUAAUAGAAAGGGAAGAACAGCUCAGUAAAAUCUCCUACAGAUAAUAAAUAAAAUUAUAAUAAACACAACUGAAAAAUUAAAAUUUUCAAUUAUUAAUCAUGGCCGAGUCAGUAGUUAAUCGAUUUAGGCAAGCUAUUUCCACAUUUUCAGAGAAAGUUGCAGAAAACCCUACUGUGCACAAAAUAAUGGAGAAAUUUGAAAAUGCUACUGGUAUAAAAGGAUCCUAUGCAAUAUCAGCUAUCACAGUGGCAGUUUUAGUUUUCCUUUUUCUAUCAUUUGGAGCUGUAUUUUUAUUCGAUGUCUUUUUGAUACUUUACCCUGCUUACGCGUCAUUUCGACAGAUGCAAAUGGAUGAAGUUACUGGCUUCCAUUGGUUGAAAUAUUGGAUAAUCUUUUCGCUUUUCCAAGCAGUUGAAUAUUUCCUGUGGUGGAUACCAGGAUUUCGAUGGGCGAAAUUCAUAUUUUUGAUAUGGUGCUUUCUACCCAUACCCUAUAAUGGAUCAGCUGUUGUCUACAAUAAUUAUAUUCAUCCGUUUUUUGAAAAGAAUUCCGAAACAGUGGAAAGAAUUUUAAAUAUGGUUAAAGCAUGGAAAAACCUAGCGGAGGAAAGAGUUACGCGAACAAUUACUGAAAGAUUUUCUACGAACCUUGAAGAAUGAUCCAAAUAAAAUCAUUUCUUAAAAAGGUGCUAUCCACCUGUAACUUCAAAUGGACCAGCAAUAUACGAUAAUUAAUUCUGAAACUUUAGUUCUGCAAGUAUUUGAAAAUGUUUUAUAUUUUAUGCAAAACCUAAUAAACGCUUGCACUUCAAAAAA